AUGCUUCAGCGGGACUCGGGAUGCCGAGAUGUACUGCCAAUUUUUACUUUUGGUUAUUUGUAUGCUGCAGUGCUGCAGCAGUACGAAAUUCAUGCAAUUGACAAAUUCACGGGGUUCAGAGACGUUCGCUACUCUAUACUAGCUUUGAAGCCGUACACGCUGACUCAAGUUUCAGGCGCGGACUUCUGGGCUGGCGGAAAAGAUCUAUUCCGUAAAGGAAGACAUUAUACCCGCUAA
Penicillium lagena is the source of this 237-nucleotide messenger RNA. RefSeq lists its product as uncharacterized. The transcript has a single exon. The record is from RefSeq and is a predicted model, not a curated record. The coding region runs from base 1 to 237 and encodes 78 amino acids. NCBI's taxonomy places the organism in Eukaryota, Fungi, Ascomycota, Eurotiomycetes, Eurotiales, Aspergillaceae.